UCUUCUCGUCACUAUACGUACGUCAAAAAGAGAAAAGAAAAAAAACUUCUUCUCUCUCCUCUAAGCUUCCCAUUCCUCUCAGCCAUGCUCUCCUCCCUCUCCGCCGUGACCCCGCGCGUCAACGUCUCGGCAACACCUGCCCUGGUGCGCCCGUAGCGCAGCCGCACGACGGCCGGCCGGCAACCCGACCUAUGCUCCCCGACCAGUCGGGCAUUGGCUGACCCCCAAAUGCCUCACACUAACUAGCCGCCGCUUGUACAUAGACACUACCGCAAAGUCGAAGAAGAUUAAGGAUAGAGAGAGAGAGAGGAAGGAUUCCCCGCACGUUUGCCAAAUCGGGCCGCCGCUGCCUUCUCGUCGCCGGAGAGGAAUUUUAGCCUCGGCGGCGCCCAGCUUUUUUAGUAUAUCUAUAAGUUUUUGUUUUGGUUGAUCCUUUUUUUUUUGGAGUGGAUUUCACUGUUUGCGGGCGAUGGGAGUGGUGGAGUUCUCGGUGCUGGGGGCGGUUCAGAAGUUUCGAUCCCUCAUCACCGGCUCCACGCCCGCCGCCGACGAAGAAGCCCGCCAGGCGAGCGCACCACCGUCGCCCGCAACGCCGCCGCGCAGCGGGGGCGUAUCUCCGGUGGAUUCGCCGCCCCCCGCAGCGAGAUCCGGAGGCAGGCGUGCCAUCGCCCUCCGCCGCCAGAUCUCGUCGCCACAGCCUCUCCGCUGCUACCCUGUCAGCGGAACUGGUUUUCAUGGGUGCAGACGAGCAGAUGGAGAGGAAAACGACGGGCCUGGGAAGUUUUUCAGCCCAGGGAACGACUGCUUAAAUGACCUCUCAGACACUGACUCUGUUAGCGAGCUCAACCGGUCUAUGACCCUAAGCCCCUUGGAGAGCCCGACCUGGAUGGUCUGGCAGAAUGGCGGCACACGAACUUCCAGGAGAAACGGCCGUUUCAGCCUGGAUUCUCUUGAACAUGGUACUAAGACCAUUGCUGAAAGUAGUGGGGAAAGCGACACAAAUAAACAUCAAGUUGAUUUUGAUGCCAAUAUUUGGCGCCCACCACCGCCGGAAGAUGAGGGUGAUGAUGCCGAGUUGAGAGUAUUUGGAUUUGACGACGACGACGAUGAUGAUGGGGUUGAGGAGUCAAGCAAUCUUCUUGCCCUUGGCUGCUUUAGCACCAACAAAAUGGUUGGUGCUGACAUGAUCACAGAUAUAGCCCAUGCCGAGGGUCUGAGGAAUGCUGUACUAGGUCAUUUUCGUGCUCUUGUGGCUCAGUUACUGAAUGGAGAAGGUAUCAGUGUCGGAAACGAUGAUGGAUGCAUAAGUUGGCUUGAGAUAGUGUCGUCCUUAUCCUGGCAAGCUGCUAGUUAUGUGAGACCAAAUACAAAGAAAGGUGGAAGCAUGGAUCCUACUGAUUAUGUCAAAGUCAAAUGUAUAGCAUCUGGGGAUCCGACUGAUAGCAAUCUUGUUAGGGGAGUUGUUUGUUCCAAAAACUUAAAACACAAACGCAUGAUGUCUGAGCAUAGGAAUGCAAAGUUGCUCAUUUUAGGAGGAGCACUUGAGUACCAAAGGGUCACUAACAAAUUAGCAUCAAUAGACACUAUUCUUGAACAGGAGAAAGAGCACCUGAGAACGAUUGUCAGAAAUAUAGAGUCUUUGCAACCAAAUGUGCUGCUAGUUGAGAAAAGUGUCUCAUCGUAUGCCCAGGAGCUCUUGGCAAAAGGAAUUUCAUUAGUUCUAAAUGUCAAGAGGCCACUCUUGGAGAGGAUAUCAAGAUGCACAGGAGCUCAAAUUGGCUCAUCAAUUGAAAAUAUUGCUUCAGCAAGGCUAGGCCAGUGUGAAAUUUUCAAGGUGCAGAAAUUUUUGGAAUUUCCACCAGGAAAGCAGACAAACAGGAGAUCAACUAAAACAUUGAUGUUCUUUGAAGGCUGCCCAAGGCGUUUGGGCUGCACUGUUUUACUGAGAGGGCCCUGUCGAGAGGAACUAAAAAAAGUUAAGCGUACAGUACAACUUGCAGUCUUUGCCGCCUAUCACCUCUCUCUUGAAACAUCAUUCUUCGCUGACGAAGGCGCAACUCUUCCUAAAGGUCCUUCAAGGCCCGUAAUAGAGUUGCCAGAUAUUCGAGGUGACACAGAUUGUUUUGCUGGAUCUGCUGGAGUUGGCAUGCCUCAUAAACUCAAACAAGUACAACGCGAUGAUUCACGGAUGUUUGAGGAAAUUUCUGUAUCACCUAGAUCAUUAUGUUUGAAUGAGGAAGGUGAAAGUGUCGUCUUUGAGCAUAGGGAAUCUGGAUCUUGUGUUGAGCACAGGGAAUCUGGAUCUCCUGUUGAUGAUUACUUACCCCAUGCAAUUGGUUCGUGCGAAGAGAGUAAAAUUUCUCCAUAUUUCCUUGAUCUUGAUCCAAGAACUUCAGGGAAGAAAUGUCAAGAAGUAGACCAUUGGAAUCAUAAACGACAUCAUGACUGUCCUGCCGGAGACUGUAAUGACCAGAAUGAAUUUUCUGGUGAAUUCUUUGGUACCAAUGACAACCAUCAGAGCAUCUUAGUUUCCCUAUCAAGCACUUGCAUUCCCAAAAGCUUGGUAUGUGAGCGUCCACAGCUCUUCCGCAUUAAGUUUUACGGUAGCUUUGAUAAGCCACUUGGGAGAUACCUCCGGCAAGACUUAUUUGAUCAGGCAUAUUGUUGUCCAUCAUGUAAAGAACCAUCAGAAUCACAUGUAAGGUGCUAUAUUCAUCAGCAUGGAAGCUUAACAAUUCGUGUUAGGCGGCUUCUGUCUCAGAAGUUGCCAGGGGAGCGUGAUGGGAGGAUAUGGAUGUGGCAUAGAUGCCUGAAGUGCGAACCUAAGAAUGGUGUACCACCUGCUACGCGGAGGGUAAUUAUGUCAGAUGCUGCUUGGGGCCUGUCAUUUGGGAAAUUCCUGGAGCUAAGCUUUUCAAACCGCUCUACUGCUAACCGAAUUGCAAGCUGUGGGCAUUCUCUCCAGAGAGACUGUCUUCGUUUCUACGGAUAUGGGAACAUGGUGGCCUUCUUCCGAUAUUCUCCUGUUGAUAUUCUAUCAGUUACCCUCCCCCCCUCCGUAUUGUGUUUCAACUGUCACAGUUCACAAGACUGGACCAAAACGGUGGCAGUUGAGAUAUAUGGCAAAAUGAAAUCCUUACACUGGGAGAUAUCUGAUUUUCUCCAUCGCACUGAAAAGAAUAUUCCAAGUGAGGAUGAUCCGGUCAAGACAGGUAUUCAUAGGCAGAUAAUUGAGAUGAAGGAUUUGCUUAAAAUGGAAAGAAACGAAUGCGAGAUUUUGCUCUUACCUGUUAUUAGAGAUAGUAAUCACCACGUGCAGGCAUCAAUUGAUAUUCUGGAGCUCAACCGCUUGAGGCGUGGCCUUAUUCUUGAUGCUUACCUUUGGGAUCGGAGGCUAUGUCACAUAGAUUCACUUAUUGAAACAAAUGGUAGUGUUUCAAAGAACAAUCCUGCUACCGAAUUUCUCUUGGACAUCAGACUGAAGGAGUGGAAAACUGAUUUGCUUGAGGCGGACACAAAUAUUGGAAAACCCACUUGUUUGUUGCAGUCACCUGGAAGUCCAAGAAAAUCUUUGUUAUCCAGAGAGGUCUGCUUCAGUGAUGACGAGUACAGUAUCUCUGGGAAAAAAUUGCAGAUUGAUCUGGUUGACCAUCCUGGUGAUGAUACAGAAGAUCUUGACAAGGUCUUCAGCAAAUUCAAUGGAGAGAAAGAAUGGCCAUCCACUAGAGCUGCCAUUGGUAUGGAACCUGUUGAGAGGUUACCCUCACUUGCGUCUAUUUUUUCUGAUAACAUUGAUUUAGCAUGGACUGGAUCCAGUGAGUUACAGUAUGAUCUUCCACAAGAUUUCACCAAAAUUGAUGAAAAUGGAUCCCUUAAUUUGUUGGAUAACCCAGUUUACAAGAAUGCCCCUGUUAGAAUUCACUCAUUUGAUUCUACAGUAGCAUCCCGUCAGCGAGAACGCACUGGAUUAGCUCCUACUUCAUUGCAUCUAUCGUCAUUCAGAUCUGCUGAGUAUUUCGGGGGUUUGACUAGCAUCACAAAAGAUCCAAUGCCAAAUAUAAGGAGGGCUUGUUCUCAAAGGUCACCUGGGGCGAUAGAGAAAUUAAAUGUUAUUCUAACUCGUUCACCCACACAUAUCUCAUCCGCUUCACAUAUGGUUGAUGACGGGGCACGGCUGCUGCUGCCCCAGAUUGGCAAUGAAGAUGUUGUUGUUGCAGUCUAUGAUGAUGAACCCACCAGUAUUGUUGCAUACGCCAUGACUUCAAAUGAAUAUGUGCAGAAAGUCACACGAAAACUAAAUUCAACUUCGAGUUUUUCACAUCUUCCAAAUGCCACCGAGUUAAACCAUGGACUUGAGCAGUCAUUGCCCUCACAGGAAAACAAUCUGGAUUCUGAAGGAACUCACUUUAAGUUUUCUUUUGACGACGAAACCCCUCUUCCUGCAGAUAAUGCGAAGUUCUCUGUGAUUUGUUAUUUUGCAAAGCAUUUUGCUGCGCUUAGAGAUAAAUGCUGUCCAAAAGAUAUUGAUUACAUUCGUUCACUAAGUCGCUGCAAGAGAUGGUCUGCCCAAGGUGGAAAAAGCAAUGUUUACUUUGCAAGAACACUGGAUGAGAGGUUCAUAAUCAAACAAGUCACCAAGACAGAGCUGGACUCUUUUGUGGAAUUUGCUCCUCAGUACUUCAAGUAUUUGAUGGAAUCCUUGGCCUCUGGUAGCCCAACUUGCCUGGCAAAAAUAGUAGGAUUAUAUCAGGUUAAUGUCAAGGGCUUGAAAACUGGGAGGGAAGUGAAGAUGGAUCUAAUGGUGAUGGAGAAUCUUUUCUUUGAAAAAAAGAUACCUAGGGUGUAUGAUCUGAAGGGUUCAUUACGCUCUCGCUACACAUCCGGUGAUAGUAAAGUCUUGUUAGAUUCAAACCUCAUAGAGGCACUGCAUACAAAGCCUAUAUUUUUAGGGAGCCGAGCAAAGCGAAGAUUGGAAAGAGCUGUCUGGAAUGAUACUUCGUUUCUUGCGUCAGCGGAUGUCAUGGAUUACUCACUUCUUGUUGGAAUCGACGAGGAGAAGAAAGAACUCGUCAUCGGCAUCAUCGAUUACUUGCGCCAAUACACCUGGGACAAACAGCUUGAGACUUGGGUGAAGGCCUCUGGCAUCCUGGGAGGCCCCAAGAACGAAGCCCCCACCAUUAUAUCCCCGAUGCAGUACAAGAAGAGGUUCAGGAAGGCCAUGUCCAAGUACUUCCUCACCGUCCCUGAUCAAUGGACCUCUUAACAACUACUCGUAGCGAUUAACUAGACCGCCAGAAGCGUUGUGGCAGUAGCGAAUGUUGCGGUGAGGAUCAGCUGAUUCAUUUUGUACACAGUUGUGGCAAUUGGGAUGUAGGCAUAGAUAGGAUCACCCUCUCCCUGGAUACCAAGCAUGCUAAUUGCAGUGUCCAGCCAAAGAUAGGAGGUGUGAUCGUUGUACAUUGUGACCAACAUAGUUACUAGAGAAAGUUAUCAUAUAAUCCAGAGGAAGGUACUUCUGCUACAUUAGGUUGUAUGCUACUACCCCAAAGUAGAGAAGUGUGCAAUAUACAAAAUAAGUGCAUUCAUCGGCACACUUACA
Triticum dicoccoides is the source of this 5599-nucleotide messenger RNA. Its product is annotated as putative 1-phosphatidylinositol-3-phosphate 5-kinase FAB1C. The coding region runs from base 470 to 5263 and encodes 1597 amino acids. The record is from RefSeq and is a predicted model, not a curated record. Gene Ontology annotation, cellular component: endosome membrane. The transcript is spliced from 12 exons. Gene Ontology annotation, biological process: phosphatidylinositol phosphate biosynthetic process. Gene Ontology annotation, molecular function: 1-phosphatidylinositol-3-phosphate 5-kinase activity; ATP binding. NCBI's taxonomy places the organism in Eukaryota, Viridiplantae, Streptophyta, Magnoliopsida, Poales, Poaceae.